Messenger RNA from Phymastichus coffea, 4324 nucleotides. Its product is annotated as E3 ubiquitin-protein ligase RNF123-like. NCBI's taxonomy places the organism in Eukaryota, Metazoa, Arthropoda, Insecta, Hymenoptera, Eulophidae. The transcript has 11 exons. The coding region runs from base 486 to 4208 and encodes 1240 amino acids. Gene Ontology annotation, molecular function: protein binding; ubiquitin-protein transferase activity. Gene Ontology annotation, cellular component: cytoplasm. The record is from RefSeq and is a predicted model, not a curated record.
UUAGCAAUUAAUUUUAUUAUAACACACAAGAUAUAAAACAAACCAUGAUAUAAAUUAUUUCUCUCGAUGAAAAACCAGGUCUUUACAGAUUUGGUACUUAUCAAAACAGCUGUAUAUACAAUUAGUCAAUCCGUGUGUGGGAAGUACGUAGCUACCUUGUGGAGAUCACAUACAUAUAUAUGUGAUGUGAAAUGUAAGCCAGUGUUGUUGCGCGUAGUACAAAAUCGGAUGGACUAUUUUUAUUAAAUCAUGUCAAUCUUUUACCAUAUAAGACAAAUUUUACAGAGUAUAGUCAACGAGUCUGACAUUCGAAAUUAAUGAAUUCUCAAUGGAAACUAGUCACGAUCAUUAUCUACAAUGUAAAUCAACGAAAAUAAGUUCCAACAAAACCUCGAACAGAGUAUUCUAACCUGAAAUGUGUUUAAUAUGUUUACAUUUAUUUUGUUUUUAAUUACGCUUUUUAUAGGUAUUUUUAGUGAAUCAAGAUGAGUUUGACAGAUUUGGUAUCAAAUAUUUUUGGGCCAAAUUAUUUUCAGGAUCUAAAUUCCUUAAAUCAUGAUUCAAGUAAUAAAGCAAAUGCUGAAAUCCAACAGAUAAUAAAUAUUAUUGAGGAACAUGUGAGUAAUACAUUUAUGAAAGAUUUUGUAAAUAAUGUAGAAGAUACAAGAGAAGGAAGACUUGGGCCAAAACUUGUCAGAUUAGAUACUUCUAGUUACCAUGGCUUAUUUAUAGCGUCUCCAGACAGACUUGCUGUUCAUUCGCAAAGUAAUUUCAGUACAUUGAGAGCAAAUACUGGUGUCUUUCAAGGUAAAUGGAUGUAUGAAGUUCAAUUAGGUUCAAAAGGUGUCAUGCAAAUUGGCUGGAGUACAGUCCAGUGCAAAUUUAAUCAAGAAUCCGGAGUUGGUGACAUUAUCAAUUCAUAUGCAUAUGAUGGCAAUCGAGUGAGAAAAUGGAAUGUGUCAACGCACAAAUAUGGAGAGUCUUGGCUUACUGGGGAUAUCAUUGGAUGUACAAUAGAUAUGGAUGAAGGCACACUAUGUUUUUACAGAAAUGGAAAAAGUUUAGGUGUGGCUUUUGAAAAUAUAUCAAUGGGCCCAGGUAUUGUUUAUUUUCCAACAGUCAGUUUGGCAUUUGCUCAAAAUCUGACUGCAAAUUUUGGAACAACACCAAUGAGAUAUCCUGUAGAAGGUUUUCAAUUACUUCAAGAAGCUCCAGUUUAUCAAUUGCAAAUAUCAAAAGCACUUUUCCAAUGGCUGGAAGCUUUACUUUUGCAAUACAGAGACAUAGAUGAAUUCGAAAAACAAUACAAGGAAGAACAAAUUAUAAGUGUCAGAGCCUUUUUGGCAUGUCUAGCUAGAAGCAUUUUCAAACAAAUUGGUCCACUUAUUGCAAUACCUUUUAUUACUCAAGAGAUUUUUGUGCCAUUUAUUAAAAAACUUGCAAAAAUUGACAGUACAUUGAUUUACAACUGCUUAGAUCUUAUGUGGACAUUUUCAGAGAAUCACGAAAUUAAGAGCUGUUUAGAAACUACUGUUGCCUACAUGUCUUCUGUAUUUCGUCAAGUUUCUAUAGUUCUAGAAUAUCCUGACCAACGUACAAUUCUGGAGUUACUGAACUGUUUGUGUCAACACACCAGAACUAGGCAACAUCUAUUGCAGUUUAUUUUAUUUGACAAAGUGAAAUUCGCAAAUUUCGUUCACGUUAAGCCAUUAGAUGAAGACUGUUUUAGUAAUGUUGUAAAUAAAAUAUGGUAUGAUACCAACCCCUUAGAUCCGUCAAUUGAAGCAAAUAAAGUGCAAUAUUUAAAGGCUUGUGAUAAAAUAAAGUAUUGGGCAUCAGAGGUGGAAGCACUCCAGGUGGAGCUUUUGACAAUACUUUUAAAUAAUAAUGAUGGCAGUGCGACCACGCCUACUUCAAGAACAAUGUUUUUAAGAAAGUUUCGACGUUUUGUUCAAGAAAAUUUAAUGUCUGGGCGUUCUGAACUUUUUCAGCCUAUGUCGAUGUAUCAGACUUCAUUACCGCUAACACUUUGCUGUUUUCACCGUCUAUUGGUGGCUUUUAGAAUUUUGUGGGAUAAUGAAAUUGGAACAAAUCUACACUAUAUACCCUGCAGAGCAUUCUGCGACGCGACGAUUGAUUAUUUAGGAAUUGAUAGACUAGGUGGAGUGAUAUCUCACCUCAACAAAACGUUCCGAAAUGACUUACUCCAAAUCCUUGGCAGCGAUCACGAAGUUCUUAAUGAAUCCAACGAAUCGCAAGCAACGACGAACACGCAAGAGGCAAGCGUCAGAGUUGUGGAUUCACCUGUAUUUUCAGUUUUCGUCCGAAUGAUGAACAUGAAUUCUAUAAACGUUGGAGGAUCAACACUUUUAGAAAGAAUAGGAUACCUUCCUUACUCCAGAGAGGAUAAUUCCCCAAUGAACUUGGGUUCGGUAGACUCAGCUGUUUCUUUAUUCGAAUUAUUAGAUGGAAUUAUUUUAUUUUAUCACGCUGCAGCGAAAAAGCAAGUUGCCAAAGUGGCAAGCAUAAGAGAGAUCAUGUUAGAAUAUGCCGUAGCUAUCUCAGACUUGAAGACACGUUUAGAUUUGGUGAAAAAUUUGAAGGACGACGAGUCUUUGAGCGUGCAAUUACAAUUACAGAAAACUAUUGACAUUUUUAACAAAAAAUUGAGUGAACAGGUUCGCCACAUGGCUUGGGUCAAGGCUGUUGUAUACUCAGAGGAGAAGCAGGAGCGUUUAGUUUGGUUGUUGAAAAUAGUAUUACUAACGUUGCAAAAUGCUAGCGGGAGUGGAAAUCUUUUCAGUUUUGUUCCAGAAUUCUAUUUAGAAAUUUUAGUGGAUUUGAUCAACAAUUUGAAAACUCACAUGCACCCAACAGUAUCCAUAGAAAAUAUUCCAGAUUUUCAAGAACUUUUGAAAGACAUCGCUCAAUUUUUAUGUGAUCAUUAUAAGGAUGAUCGUAUUGUCAAUGCGAAUUCGAAGGACACGAUGAUUUUAAUGCUGGCUGGUUUCGCCUCCAAUCCAAUAACACUCAACGCGUUAGAAAGUGUUUCUCGAGAAUCGAGAUUGAAGAUGGUUUCGAAUUUGAUCAGAUCGUAUGAAAAUAGAGCUUGGGCACAGUCAAAUUUUAUUUUGGUGAGAUUUUGGCAAGGUAAUGGUUUUGCAUUUCGCUAUGAUAAAAGUCCACAUCUUAAUAAAAAAGUUGGACCAAAAAUAUUAAAUUUAGAAGCAACGUCGCAACCUCUGCAACCGUGCCCAUCUUUGGUAUUCCAAGGUCACAUAAAAGAAGUUCUGAUGAACAACAAUCAAGCAACUACGUUGUUUUUGAAUUCAUUAUUAAAUCGUUUGAACUGGGCAUUCUCCGAAUUCAUUGGAAUGAUUCAAGAAAUUCAUAAUGCGUCGUCAAGGCCAGAGCGAGUGUUCAUUGAGUCGCGACAAUUAAAAAAGUGUGCCACUUGCUUCGAGUUGGCUGUUUCGCUAUUGAGGGUUUUAGAAAUGAUUGCUUCCUGCGCUCCCGAUGUGUUUUGCGACUUUAAUUUGUCAUCUAGUGAGAAUCUUCUUGCCAGGUUAUCUCAGUUACUCUGUCAAAUAUUAAAUCGAACUAGUAUGCAGACCAGUUCUUUCCAGCACAUUGUGUUAUUAGAUAUACCAGACCUUCAGACAGUUGAUCAUUUUCCAAUUUUAACUGCUGUUAUGGGAAUAAUUAUAGCUUUAUUGAAAGAUGAUUUGUCAUUGACUGAGUCAGACGAAAUUCCUACAGUGACAAAAGUCUUAUUAACUGAACCUAGCUUCCAAAUGGCUUCUUUGUAUUUUGUAUUAGGUGAUGUGAAAAAUACAAAAAUGAAAAAUUUAAAACCCUUUUCAUUCCAAAAUUAUCAAGGCCCAGAUGGAAUAUCACAGACGGAAAUAGAAACAGUGAAGAAAGUUAUUCAACACUUAGAUAUUGCUCGUACGAAAUUACCAUUAACGGAGACUCCCUGCAGCGACGACGAUCUCUGCACGAUAUGUUACGCUUAUCCGAUAACCGCAUGCUUCAAACCGUGUAAUCAUUCUUCUUGCCGCGCUUGCAUAGACAGACACCUUUUGAACAGUAGAAAUUGCUUUUUCUGCAAGGCAACAAUCAAUCAAGUCGUAACGACCGAAGGCAAAGUUUUACACGAGUUCUCCAGCGACUCGUCGACUAUCGAUUCCAUGGACUCGGACGCGUAGCAGCCUUAAAAAACAACAAACUAAAUUUAUCUUGUUAUCUCUGUGAAGUUAAUGUUACUAACGUGAAAUUUUAAGAGGACGACGGUGGUUGUAAAAUAAUAAAAAACGCUCUUUAA